AUGGGUGUGCGUAGGCCUAAUAGAAUUAUUUACACUCGUCAGCUGCACAAGCCUAGUGUCCUCAUGUAUAAAUUUCAGAGUUGUCAGUCUCACCUGUCCUGGAUGGAUGGACAGACCGGUAGAUCGGUAGAUUGCCAGGCUAAAGACACAAGCCAGCCCAAAGACACAAGCCAGCCCAAAAACACAAGCCAGCCCAAAGACCCAAGCCAGCCCAAAGACCCAAGCCAGCCCAAAGACCCAAGCCAGGCCAAAGACACAAGCCAGCCCAAAGACACAAGCCAGCCCAAAGACACAAGCCAGCCCAAAGACACAAGCCAGGCUAAAGACACAAGCCAGCCCAAAGACACAAUCCAGCCCAAAGACCCAAGCCAGCCCAAAGACACAAUCCAGCCUAAAGACCCAAGCCAGGCCAAAGACCCAAGCCAGGCCAAAGACACAAGCCAGCCCAAAGACCCAAGCCAGCCCAAAGACACAAGCCAGGCCAAAGACACAAGCCAACCCAAAGACACAAGCCAACCCAAAGACACAAUCCAGCCCAAAGACCCAAGCCAGCCCAAAGACACAAUCCAGCCUAAAGACCCAAGCCAGCCCAAAGACCCAAGCCACGCCCAAAAACACAAGCCAGCCCAAAGACCCAAGCCAGCCCAAAGACCCAAGCCACGCCCAAAGACCCAAGCCAGGCCAAAGACACAAGCCAGGCCAAAGACACAAGCCAACCCAAAGACACAAGCCAACCCAAAGACACAAUCCAGCCCAAAGACCCAAGCCAGCCCAAAGACACAAUCCAGCCUAAAGACCCAAGCCAGCCCAAAGACCCAAGCCACGCCCAAAAACACAAGCCAGCCCAAAGACCCAAGCCAGCCCAAAGACCCAAGCCACGCCCAAAGACCCAAGCCAGGCCAAAGACACAAGCCAGGCCAAAGACACAAGCCAACCCAAAGACACAAGCCAACCCAAAGACACAAUCCAGCCCAAAGACCCAAGCCAGCCCAAAGACACAAUCCAGCCCAAAGACCCAAGCCAGCCCAAAGACACAAUCCAGCCCAAAGACACAAGCCAGCCCAAAGACCCAAGCCACGCCCCCUAACUGCAAGGCCACCGCACAAGCACAAGAGACGCAUCGAAGUUAAUGACAUGAUCAUCCAAAAGAGCCCAACGCUAAUUGCUUGUGUUAAUGACAGGGGUGAAGAGCUGUACGGGAAACAACAGAAGUGUUCUUUAUCAAGCUCUAGACAUGGGGGAAACGUGACGGGAGUAGACGUUGUUAUCUCCCCCCUCCCACCCUUUUCCCAAAAGAGGGCCGCCCACAGCUUCCAUCGCCGCCCACGCUUGACAGCCGGCCGCCCAUUAGCCACUGCCAAAAAGAGUCCGAACGUUUGUCUUCUUACAUCUAAGGAUUCGGACGAGUUAAGCCUUUCAAGAUCUGGUCGUAACUUAAAAUUGCACACAGAAUAG
Penaeus indicus is the source of this 1455-nucleotide messenger RNA. Its product is annotated as sporozoite surface protein 2-like. The transcript has 5 exons. The coding region runs from base 1 to 1455 and encodes 484 amino acids. The record is from RefSeq and is a predicted model, not a curated record. NCBI's taxonomy places the organism in Eukaryota, Metazoa, Arthropoda, Malacostraca, Decapoda, Penaeidae.